AUGACAGAAGAAAUAGAAGACACCGAGAAUCUGAUGCCCACUGAGAGGAAAUCCUUCUGGAGGACAGCAGAGGAGAGACGAAUGUCUGAUCUUACCCGGGUGCUGGAAUGGCUGGAGCGGAGGCAGGGCAAGAACCGUGCCCUUCAGAAAAAGAAGGAAGAGAAAAAGGGUGCAGAAGAGAAGGUAGGAAAGAAAAGCACAGGUGCUAAGAAGAAGCCAGACAAAGUCGGCCGCAAAGUGACCUUCAACAAGAGCCAACUUCGUAUUGUCAAGAAGGAAUCCAGCAUUUACCGCAAGGGGACUGAAACAGACAAAAAGAGCAGGAGUCUGAGCAUGAUCUCUAGCAACUUCAGCAGGGAUAGCAAUAAGAAGCCUGGUCCGUCUGGAUCCAGAAGAACAUCAGAGAGCACAGACAUAGACAUCAAGGAUGUUAUAGCCCUAGAAAACAACAGUCGGGUAAGCUCUUUCCGAAGACAAAGCUCCGCAGAUCCUGGACUACAGGAGAGUAUGUUUGGCAGCCGGAGAGCAGGCCUCCUGAGAGAAUGGGCAAACAAAGCUACCGAAAAUAACUAUGAACGCAAGCUGAAGAGCCUCAUGGAGAAAGGCAUUGAGCCCAAGAUGGAGAAUGCCAAGAUGCUGAAGCCAGAGGAGGUGCUAAGCUGCCGGUACCUGCGUUUGUCCAAGAACAACAUCAAGACCCUGAUCAAGCUGUGCAAGGAUGCAGGGAUGGAUGUGGACAUCCACCCUCACAUGGUGGAGGCCGAGAUAGACGCAAAGAAGAUAUUCGGACAGCGAUUGAGCGUAGCUCUCUAG
Molecule: messenger RNA, 813 nt
Organism: Grammomys surdaster
Lineage: Eukaryota; Metazoa; Chordata; Mammalia; Rodentia; Muridae
Gene: CUNH16orf78
Product: chromosome unknown C16orf78 homolog
Exons: 6
Coding region: 1-813 (270 amino acids)
Source: RefSeq, a predicted model, not a curated record